GCGACAAUGGCGGAGGUACUGGCGCCCUUUGCAAAACGGAGUAAAAAAAACCAACACAAGUAGCAAAGUGCAGUCAACAAGUCCCCUCAAUAAAAGCUUGAAGACUUCAAUAACACUUGCAUAUUUUGAACAUCAGAGUUACCUCCCUUGAACCGUGACCAGUGCCACUAGCUGCUAUGUUCAAGAUGCAACUUACCAGUACAGAUGGUGCUGGUCAACCUGCGAGUAAUGGUGGACCCCAAGAAGACUGUUAUGAUGAUCUGGUCAUACAAUCUGAUAAUGAAGUCACCCCUAUGACUGAUAUCGAGGACAGCUCAGGUGAUGAAGUACAUGCUGAAGAAUACCUGAUAAUACAAAGGCAGUCUGUACACGAUGAAGUCAAGAUCAGCCCCGACUUCCAUCCAAGUAACCCCAGGACAACCAAUCAGGUGAAGCAUGCAAUACCAGAUGGGAACAGAACACUUAGUCCAGUUGUAAACACGGCAGGGAGAAACAGCAACAGUAGAAAUAAUAAGGAAAAACUGAAUGUUUUGAAGAGGAACCUUGAACACACAAGGAACUCUAGCCCACAUGGCGAGUCUGAAAAUGAUGAUGAUGAUGGGGUUCAUGUUGAUGAGAUUGACGACGGGGAUGGUGGUGGAGGGGUUGACGACAGUGAUGGAAAUGCACACGAGCCAGCCAAUUCAGGGAUACUGAUAAAAAAGGAAGGGUGUGAUUCAGAUGAAGAGUGUGGCUCAGUCAUAUCUCAUCAUGGCAGUGAUGUCGCUAAGGUGGUCUCUGCUAUAAAUGCUUGCAACAGUGAUGUUAGUAUAAUGACAGAAGCUUGUGUCGACGUGUCCGGGAUUCUGCCAUUUCCCACACAAGCUGAAAACCCUGAUGAACAAUUGGAAUCUGAUAAUGCUCAAGUGAACAUGAAUCUUGCAACAGCUAAUGAAUCCGUUAAUCCUUAUUUUAAACCCUUGGAGACAGAUCCUUUUAGUUCAUACCCUUCUGUAAUUGAUCCUGGAGUACCACUUCAGGAUGAGGCGGCUGGAAAAGUCGUGUCGCGACAACAAUCCUCCCCCAACCGUACCAAACAACAGAGGAAGAAGAGGAGCAGGAAGACGGCCUUGAAAGAGUGUCCUGUUUGUAAGAAAAGAUUCUCUUCCUCGGAUCUGGAGCAGCAUUUAAGGAAGUCACACAAACACGCUUGUGAAAUAUGCGGUAAAAAGAUCAAAGACUUUGUGUUGUUCCAAGGCCAUAUGAGAGAGCAUGCUGGCGAACCUACCCCUUACUGGUGUGAUCUUUGUGACAAGCGAUUUGACCAUUACAGCAGAUUGGACAAUCACAAGAGGCAGCACACUCUCCAGGGACGCUGGGAGUGUUCAAAGUGUGGUAAGGUGUUCACCCAUGAGGAUAAAUAUUUCUCUCACCUGAAGAUCCAUGAAGAUUCCAACGUGAACAAGUAUGAUGUGCUUGGCAAACAACCUGCUUUGUCUGCUAAUCUUCUUAAACACUCCGAGGAGAAGCCGAUAGAGUGUCCAGUAUGUGAGAAACGCUUUAAUCUAAGACAUGCUCUAGUUUACCACAUGCGCCGCCAUACAGCAGCAACAGUGAAAUCGGCUACUUGUGAAAUAUGUGGCAAAGUGUUUAGUCAAAAUAGUACAUUAACUGUUCAUAUGAAUAUCCACACCGGCAGGAAGCCCCAUGUUUGUAUAUAUUGUGGGAAACGAUUUUCCCAGCUGAGCAGCAAAAAUAGACAUGAAAUGACCCACGAGAGCCCAAGUAAGAAGUCUCUUGACUCAGAGUCUGAAGAACAGUCCUUCGACUGUGACAAGUGCCUCAUGAGCUUUGCCAGCCUGGAACUUCUUGAUGGCCACACACAGGAAACCCAUGCAAGCAUUCCCAAAGAGACCCCAAGCAGUCAGAUAAUAGCAGUGUGCACAAAGCCUAAUUCCUGUGGAGUAUGUGGGAUGCAAUUCUUGACGAAAGGUGGACUUAGGAGACACAGAAGCAAGAAACACCCAGACUAUGUUGCCGUUGGAAAGAGGACAUACUCAUCUCUGGGAAAGACUUUGAAAUCCAGUGAACAUACUGGGACUGAUACCACUGACUCUAUUGUGGACAAAGAAGCACCUGCAAAAUCUGCCAGGAACUCAAAGAAACAGCGUAAAAGGAAGCCACACAGACAUGUUUGUGAAAUAUGCGGUAAAACAGUCAAAGUCUUUGCUCUGUUCCAAGGCCAUAUGAGGGAGCAUGCGGGUGAACCAACCCCUUACUGGUGUGAUCAAUGUGACAAGCGAUUUGAUCAUUUUAAAAUGUUGGAAAGUCACCAUAGAUGGCACAGUCUCAGAGGACGCUGGGAGUGUUCCAAGUGUGGAAAGAUGUUCACCCUUCGUGAAAAUUAUUUCACUCACUUGAAGUUGCAUGUAGAUUCCAACUUGAACAAGUGUGAGGUGUGUGGCAGACAAUAUGCCUCACAUGAAUAUCUUAGAAAACACAUGGUGGUACACUUAGAGGAGAAGCCGAUAGAGUGUCCAGUAUGUGAGAAACGCUUUAAUUUUAGAAGCACUCUAGUUUACCACAUGCGCCGCCAUACAGCAGCAACUCUGAAAUCGGCUACCUGUGAAAUAUGUGGCAAAGUGUUAAGUCAAUAUGGUGCAUUAGCUGAUCAUAUGAAUAUCCACACCGGCAGGAAGCCCCAUGUUUGUAUAUAUUGUGGGAAACGAUUUGCCCAGCUGAGCACAAAAACUGGACAUGAAUUGACCCACGAGAACCCAAAUAAGAAGUCUCUUGACUCAGAGUCUGAAGAACAGAGAACCAAGAACAUGUUACAGUCCUUCGAUUGUGAUCAGUGUCUGGAAAGCUUCACCAGCCGCGAACUACUUAAUGUCCACACACAGAAAGCCCAUGCAAUCAUUCCUAAACAGACCCUAAACCCAACAUUAGAUUCAGGCCCAACAAAGGAUUUACCAACAUCCAAGCGAAGAUCAGGCCCAACAAAGGAUUUACAGAGAUCCGAGCAAAGGUCAGGCCCAACAAAGGAUUUACAGAGAUCCAAGCAAAGGUCAGGCCCAACAAAGGAUUUACCGACAUCCAAGCGAAGAUCAGGCCCAACAAAGGAUUUACAGACGUCCAAAGAAAGGUCAGGCCCAACAAAGGAUUUAACGACAUCCAAAGAAAGGUCCACCAACAGUAAGGCAAGGAGCAAUGUUAAUAAGAAGAAGUGUAAUAUCUGCGGGAAAUUAGUCGUAGAGCUUCGAAAACACAUGAAGUUUCAUGGGGAGAAGAUGUACGUAUGUCGGGUCUGUGGUAUGAGGUUCCAUAUUGCCUGCACUCUCAAGCGCCACAUGCGUCUGCACACUGGGGAGAUGCCAUACCAGUGUAAGAUUUGUGGAGAACGAUUCUUGAAAGCAGAAGCUCUUAAGAAGCACAAGGCAAGACACGAGGGCAAGGAACUGGAGAAGAAGUAUGAGUGUCCAACCUGUGGGAAGAAGUUCCUCGACAACUAUCACAUGAGGCGACACAGUGUGGUUCACAAGAAAUCGGCAAAAAUAUUUGACACUGACCCAGCACCUGGAGAUUAAUAGUCAUGUCUACGGGAGAUGGCCCAAAGUAUGUGACACUUGCCGACUGAAUGAAAGACACAGUGAGGUGGACACGAAAUGGCAAAAAAUGUGUAACACCAACCUAUUGAAUGAUGGCACACUGUGUUCACAGAGGAUGGCCAAAUAAAAGGUACCUCUCUCCUGCCUGAAGGGACAUAGUGUGUUCCACAGGAGAUGGCCCAAAAUAUAUGAUGCCGACCUACUGAAUGACAGGACAUAGUGUGGUCCCCAAGAGAUGGCCGACAAUAUGUGACACCAACCUACUGAAUGGAUGGGCAUAGUCUGGUCCACAAAGGAUGGCCAAAAAUACAUGACACUGACCCACUGAAAGAAGGGUAUAGUGUGGUCCACAAGAGAUGUCCAAAACUAUGUGACACCGACCUACUGAAUGAAGGGUAUAGUGUGGUCCACAAGAGAUGUCCAAAAACUAUGUGACACCGACCUACUGAAAGAAAGGGUAUAGUGUGGUCCACAAGAGAUGGCCAAAACUAUGUGACACCAACGUACUGAAUGAAGGGACAUUGUGUGGUCCUCAGGAGAUGGCCAAAACUAUGUGACACCAACGUACUGAAUGAAGGGACAUUGUGUGGUCCUCAGGAGAUGGCCAAAACUAUGUGACACCAACGUACUGAAUGAAGGGACAUUGUGUGGUCCUCAGGAGAUGGCCAAAAAUACAUGACACUAACCUCAUGAUUGAAGAGUAUUCUGUGGUCCACACAAGAGGACCAAAAAUGCAUGACACUGACCUCAUUAUUGAAGGGGCAUCAUGUUGUUCUAUUACUGUGUGACAGUCACCCUGAUGUUUCAGGAUCUAUCAUUGCCGUGACAUAAUGUCCCGAAGAUAGAUAUUUAUCAAUGAUUUUGUCAAUGUGUAUAUCCAGGUUGUGUAGUUCUAUAUAUAUUAUCUUUAUUAUUUAGCAGUUUUAAUUAAUUCUUUUCCUAUGCAGGCAUCUUUUUUACACUGUUAUACACUUUACAGACCUGUUUUGAUGGUAAUAUAUUGAAUAUGUUAUGUUUUUAUCCAUUUAAUACUCAGUAAACCUUUUACAAUGUU
Molecule: messenger RNA, 4641 nt
Organism: Haliotis rufescens (red abalone)
Lineage: Eukaryota; Metazoa; Mollusca; Gastropoda; Lepetellida; Haliotidae
Product: zinc finger protein 91-like
Exons: 2
Coding region: 177-3566 (1129 amino acids)
Biological process (GO): regulation of transcription by RNA polymerase II
Molecular function (GO): DNA-binding transcription factor activity; RNA polymerase II cis-regulatory region sequence-specific DNA binding
Source: RefSeq, a predicted model, not a curated record